CUACAACUCCCAGAGUUUCACGGGUUAGGGUCGCGAACGGCAAGUUCUAGCCUGGGCCAGAAGGCCCUGGGGUCUGAAACUGGAAGUUUACACGGCGAUGUUGCGGUCCGGCUUCAGGCGCUUUGGCUGUCUGCGCGCCGCACUCAAGUCCCUGGCUCAGACCGACCACCGGAGCAUCACCUUCUGCAUCGAUCCUUCCUUGGGGCUAAAUGAAGAACAGAAAGGAUUUCAGAAAGUGGCCUUUGACUUUGCUGCUCGGGAAAUGGCUCCCAAUAUGGCGGAGUGGGAUCAGAAGGAGCUGUUCCCUGUGGAUGUGAUGCGGAAGGCUGCACAGUUGGGAUUUGGGGGAAUCUAUGUUCAAACAGAUGUGGGUGGAUCUGGACUGUCUCGCCUUGAUACUUCUGUCAUCUUUGAAGCCUUGGCCACAGGUUGCACCAGUACCACUGCCUAUAUAAGCAUCCACAACAUGUGUGCCUGGAUGAUUGAUAGCUUUGGAAAUGAGGAACAGAGGCACAAAUUUUGCCCACCGCUUUGUACCAUGGAGAAGUUUGCCUCCUACUGCCUCACUGAACCAGGCAGUGGGAGUGAUGCUGCAUCUCUUCUGACCUCAGCUAAACAACAAGGAGAUCAUUACAUCCUCAAUGGUUCCAAGGCCUUCAUCAGUGGGGGAGGUGAGUCAGACAUUUAUGUGGUCAUGUGCCGAACUGGUGGAUCAGGCCCCAGAGGCAUCUCUUGCAUAAUUGUUGAGAAAGGAACCCCUGGCCUCAGCUUUGGCAAGAAGGAGAAGAAGGUGGGGUGGAACUCGCAGCCAACCCGAGCAGUGAUCUUUGAAGACUGUGCUGUCCCUGUGGCCAACAGGAUCGGGACUGAGGGGCAGGGCUUUCUCAUCGCCAUGAAAGGACUGAAUGGAGGAAGGAUCAAUGUUGCAUCCUGCUCUCUAGGAGCUGCUCAUGCUUCAGUUAUCCUUACCCAAGAGCACCUCAAGGUCCGGAAGCAGUUUGGAGUACCUCUGGCCAGAAACCAGUACCUGCAAUUCCAGUUGGCAGACAUGGCCACCAAGCUAGUUGCCUCCCGGCUGAUGAUCCGUACUGCAGCAGUGGCUUUGCAGGAAGAGCGAGAAGAUGCAGUGGCCCUGUGUUCCAUGGCCAAGCUCUUUGCUACAGAGGAGUGCUUUGCUAUCUGCAACCAGGCUUUGCAGAUGCAUGGGGGCUAUGGCUACCUGAAGGACUAUGCUGUUCAACAGUAUAUGCGGGACUCCAGGGUCCACCAAAUCCUAGAAGGUAGCAAUGAAGUGAUGAGGAUGCUGAUCUCUCGAAACCUGCUUCAGGACUAGCUCCCAAACUGGAGAGCCUAGCCUACAGCCCUGUGUGUAGCUGUAAUCAAUGUUGAAUGCUCAUCUGGGCUGUUCAGUCGCAAAUGAAUCAUGAAGUAGACUAAAGGGCUGAGCUCUUGUAAACAGACCCUGAGCUGUCAGGCACGAUGCUGGCUCUGAGACAAGAACCGAGUUCUUAGCAGAGCUAGAAGAGCUGCUCCAAGGAGCCAUGCCAAAAGACCUGCACACUGCUCUCCUCAUUCUGGAAAGACAAACAGGCUUGGAUCCACACUAUGUGCAUUUUGUUGAUUCUCAUCCUUGGGGUCUGGGUACUUCAAUGAAGCUUUUCCUGAUUAAGCAGGUAAAGUCUGGGGAGGCAAGGGCAGUGGGCAGACCUGCCCCCUUUCUGGUUUCUGUUCUGUACUAAGACUAUCUCAGGACAGUACUCCUGAACUCAGAUCAUGAUGAAAUAAAUAUUGGGGAACCUACUGCUAAACGAUGAAUUAGGGUGCAACUUUAACUCCUGUAACCAUGAAAUAAAGGUCAAGGGCUAAGACUGUUUU
Molecule: messenger RNA, 1875 nt
Organism: Mastomys coucha (southern multimammate mouse)
Lineage: Eukaryota; Metazoa; Chordata; Mammalia; Rodentia; Muridae
Gene: Acad8
Product: acyl-CoA dehydrogenase family member 8
Exons: 11
Coding region: 98-1333 (411 amino acids)
Biological process (GO): lipid metabolic process
Molecular function (GO): flavin adenine dinucleotide binding; acyl-CoA dehydrogenase activity
Source: RefSeq, a predicted model, not a curated record